AAUCCACCAUGGCCGAGUUCAAGCCUGUUCUGCUCACUCUCCCUUCGCUCACUCCCCCGCUUGCCGUCGAGGUCCUGCCCUUUGGCUUGACGAUCCACAGAGUAUACGUCCAGGCAGAUGGAAAAACACACGACAUUGUGAUCGGCCCGGAAGAUCCCCAGGGACACACCGAAGUCAAAUACGUCAACACCGUCAUCGGCCGAUACGCCAACCGUGUUCCCGUCGGUACCCACAACGUCUCCAAGGACGGCAUUCAGGGAUCGUUCACCACUGUCACCAAUGAGUCACCGGAAGUAUCGCUGCAUGGCGGUCUCAAAGGCUGGGACUUUGCUAUCUGGUCAAAAUAUGACACUCUCUCGGACGCCACCCUCUUCACCAAGUCCGAAGUCGAGACGAUCACCCAGGCUGCCCCGGGUGACGCGAGCGCCGCCAUCUUCCACUACACCUCUCCCGACGGCGAGGAGGGCUACGAAGGCACGCUCCUCACCGAGACGCUUGUCGCAUUGGUUGGGCCGCGCGGGGUCGCGUCCGGGCCCGCAGAGCAUGCAGUGGGGAGCGUCGUGAUCGUGUACAGGUCGAGGCUGCAGGAGAAGGACAAGGUCACGCCGAUCAACCUCACUCAGCACUGGGGCUUCAACCUCGACGCUUCGCUCAAAGACGACCCCGAAGCCCAGUCGAUCCUCAACCACCGCGUCACCCUCAAGGCGAGCCACAUCGCUGACCGGCACGCCAACUUCCUCCCGACGGGUAACUUCAUCCCCGUCGCGGAGGCGGACAACGGCAGCCUCGCGCAUGUGCAUGACGGGAAGCGGGUCGGGGACAACUGGCCCUCGGGGGCUGGCUAUGAUGACUACUACGUUCUCUCGGAACGCACCACCAGGCAGUCGCCCCACCGUAUUAAGACCUCCGAGUUUGGUCCGUCGCUCAACGUCGUCAAGGACAUUUUUGAGCGCCCAAACGAGAAUGUGCUGGAGCUGUCGUCGGAGAAGUCGGGGUUGGCCGUCAAGUUUGACUCGAACCAGGACGGUCUGAUGUUCUACACGAACAAUUUCUCGAACGAGAAGGGGUACCGGAAAAAGAUCCACGGCGGCACAGGCGAGAAGGGCGACGGGUACAGGAAACAAUCGGCGACGUUCAUCGAGUUCCACGAGCCCCUCGCGGCGUUCAAGUACCCGACCACGACGAGCACGGACACGCUGCUGACGUCGAACGAGAUCUACAACAACUACGUCCGGGCCGAUGUGUUCCUCCGCCAGGUCGAGCACACCGGUGCCGCUUAGACGCAAAAGCCAGAUGGCACUGUCGUCGCCGACAGACAGGAGAGAAAGAUGGAAAAGAAGAAGAAGAGUCAUAUAAUUCGAUUUGUACGAGUAUGUUCUGGACUGUAUGUUAAAUGCGUCUCGCGGAAAGUGAAUGUACGUGUAGUCUUCGGGUUGC
Coniophora puteana RWD-64-598 SS2 is the source of this 1437-nucleotide messenger RNA. RefSeq names its product galactose mutarotase-like protein. The record is from RefSeq and is a predicted model, not a curated record. Gene Ontology annotation, molecular function: carbohydrate binding; aldose 1-epimerase activity. Gene Ontology annotation, biological process: glucose metabolic process; beta-D-galactose catabolic process via UDP-galactose, Leloir pathway. The transcript is spliced from 8 exons. Bases 9 to 1280 code for a protein of 423 amino acids. Lineage: Eukaryota; Fungi; Basidiomycota; Agaricomycetes; Boletales; Coniophoraceae.